AUGUUUGUGUUUUAUGAAAACUUAUGUAUGAAAGCAGUGAACCAAUCAAUCGGAAGAGCAAUUCGACAUAAAGACGAUUUCGCGGUUAUUAUUCUUUUAGACAAUAGAUAUACAAACAGAGCGAACAUAAGGCAAAACCUUCCCGAUUGGAUCAGAUCUCGGCUCUCGUGUUACGAUUCGUUCGCUAAAGCGUUCUCUUCUGUCCGACAAUUCUUUCAUAACAAACAAAUGUAAGACAUUUUAGUGAAUCGCAUGAAACUUAAC
Medioppia subpectinata is the source of this 264-nucleotide messenger RNA. The record is from the annotation of a GenBank genome assembly. Lineage: Eukaryota; Metazoa; Arthropoda; Arachnida; Sarcoptiformes; Oppiidae.